Messenger RNA from Eurypyga helias (sunbittern), 1936 nucleotides. It is a transcript of the gene GFPT1, whose product is annotated as glutamine--fructose-6-phosphate transaminase 1. The record is from RefSeq and is a predicted model, not a curated record. Gene Ontology annotation, molecular function: carbohydrate derivative binding; L-glutamine:D-fructose-6-phosphate transaminase (isomerizing) activity. Gene Ontology annotation, biological process: UDP-N-acetylglucosamine metabolic process; fructose 6-phosphate metabolic process; protein N-linked glycosylation. Lineage: Eukaryota; Metazoa; Chordata; Aves; Eurypygiformes; Eurypygidae.
GAGAGCAAGGGCUACGACUUCGAGUCGGAGACGGACACGGAGAGCAUCGCCAAACUGGUCAAGUACAUGUACGACAACCGGGACAGCGACGACAUCAGCUUCACCACGCUGGUGGAGAGGGUCAUCCAGCAGCUGGAAGGUGCUUUCGCCCUCGUGUUCAAAAGCGUUCACUAUCCCGGUCAAGCGGUCGGUACCAGGCGCGGCAGCCCCCUGCUAAUCGGGGUGCGCAGCGAGCACAAGCUCUCCACCGACCACAUCCCAAUUCUCUACCGGACGGCUGUACAAUCUAUGGAUCGUUCUUAAAUAUCCAUAAAAAUGGAGGCAGGGAAAGACAAGAAGGGGAGUUGCAACCUGUCUCGUGUUGACAGUACCACCUGCCUCUUCCCCGUUGAGGAGAAAGCUGUGGAGUACUACUUUGCUUCUGACGCCAGCGCUGUCAUCGAGCACACCAACAGGGUGAUUUUCCUUGAAGAUGACGACGUAGCAGCUGUGGUCGACGGGCGUCUUUCCAUCCACCGGAUUAAACGCACAGCGGGCGAUCACCCUGGACGCGCCGUCCAAACGCUGCAGAUGGAACUUCAGCAGAUUAUGAAGGGUAACUUCAGCUCAUUUAUGCAGAAGGAGAUUUUUGAACAGCCAGAGUCUGUCGUGAAUACGAUGAGAGGAAGGGUCAACUUUGAUGACUACACCGUAAAUCUCGGUGGGUUGAAGGAUCACAUCAAGGAGAUUCAGAGGUGUCGUCGUUUAAUCCUUAUCGCUUGUGGGACGAGUUACCACGCUGGAGUUGCAACCCGUCAGGUUCUGGAAGAACUGACUGAAUUACCUGUUAUGGUUGAACUAGCCAGCGACUUCUUGGACAGGAACACCCCCGUCUUCAGAGACGAUGUUUGCUUUUUCAUCAGCCAGUCAGGUGAGACAGCAGAUACUCUGAUGGGCCUUCGGUACUGCAAGGAGAGAGGAGCCUUAACCGUCGGCAUAACGAACACGGUUGGCAGCUCCAUAUCACGGGAGACAGACUGCGGAGUCCAUAUCAAUGCGGGGCCAGAGAUCGGGGUCGCCAGUACCAAGGCCUACACCAGCCAGUUUGUCUCGUUGGUGAUGUUCGCUCUGAUGAUGUGCGAUGACAGAAUUUCUAUGCAGGAAAGGCGCAAGGAGAUCAUGCGUGGUCUGAAGGGACUGCCAGACUUGAUUAAAGAAGUGCUGAGCAUGGAUGAUGAGAUCCAGAAGCUGGCCACAGAGCUGUACCAUCAGAAGUCUGUUCUCAUCAUGGGACGUGGCUACCAUUAUGCCACGUGUCUUGAGGGAGCUCUGAAAAUCAAAGAAAUUACCUACAUGCACUCCGAGGGGAUUCUGGCGGGUGAGCUGAAGCACGGCCCUCUCGCCCUGGUAGACAAACUCAUGCCCGUUAUCAUGAUCAUCAUGAGAGACCACACCUACGCCAAGUGCCAGAACGCGCUCCAGCAGGUCAUCGCGCGGCAGGGGCGACCCGUCGUCAUCUGUGACAAGGAGGACAUCGAGACAAUUAAGAACAAUAAAAGAACGAUCAAAGUUCCCCAUUCGGUGGACUGUCUGCAGGGGAUCCUGAGCGUUAUCCCUCUCCAGCUCCUGGCUUUCCAUCUUGCAGUUCUCAGAGGAUAUGACGUUGAUUUUCCAAGAAAUCUGGCCAAGUCCGUAACUGUAGAGUGAAAGAUCAUCUGAAUCAUAGGGGCAAAGGGGGAUUCAAUGAAAGACUUUUUUUGGUACCAAAAUAAUUCGAUUUUAAAGUCCCCUAGGUAAAUCUUAUUUUGGUAAAUCAUUGUUUGUGUACAAGAUCAGCGUAAUUCCGUUACAUUAGUGAUUGUCCAGUUGAUUCCACGUGCUAUGUCGGUAGCUUUGGGUUUUUUUGAACACUAGACCUAUUCCAUGAAAGAUGUUAAAUGGUUUUCUUUAAGGAUUA